This is a messenger RNA of Cordyceps fumosorosea ARSEF 2679, 1563 nucleotides long. RefSeq names its product endosomal SPRY domain protein. The record is from RefSeq and is a predicted model, not a curated record. The transcript has 3 exons. NCBI's taxonomy places the organism in Eukaryota, Fungi, Ascomycota, Sordariomycetes, Hypocreales, Cordycipitaceae. The coding region runs from base 1 to 1563 and encodes 520 amino acids. Gene Ontology annotation, molecular function: protein binding.
AUGUCGGAUCCCUCGUCGGCCCUCACGGGCGUCGUCAUCGGCCUCGUCUCCUCCUUUGGCUCCAUCCUCCUCAUCGGCCUCGUCGUCUUCGUAUUCUGGGCGUCCGGCUGCGCCGGCUCAGGCCGCAUCCUGCUCGACCGCCUCGGCCGUCCCGGCGAGUACGAUGACGAGCAGGCCUUUCUGCGCGAGGAGGAGGAGGCACUGGAGACGAUGGACGAGAUGGCUCGUACAGACUAUCUGAGAGCAAAAGCUUUCGUCACCGCCAACCCUCCCGAAUCCCUCCAGACCGACAUCUCCCUCUCACAAUACCUCGCCAUCCAGGAAAAGGGUGUCUCCGCCUGGGAAUUCGAGCCCGAGCUGGAAAUCGCAAAUUGCUUCGUCGAAGCCCGCACCGAAAUCGAGUUUUACGACUCCGAAUGUACUGUCAUGUGCAAUUUGCCUGUCCCGAAACAAAACGACGUCUACUAUUGGGAAGCCAAGAUUUACGAAAAGCCCGAAUCUACCCUUCUUGGCAUUGGCAUGGCCACCAAGCCCUACCCGCUCUUCCGUCUGCCAGGCUAUCAUAAAUACUCGGUUGCUUACCACUCCAACGGCUCGCGCCACUACAACCAGCCCUUCAGCCAAAUUCCCUACGGCCCCCGACUCGUCCAGGGCGAUGUUGUAGGCGUUGGAUACCGACCCCGGACAGGUGCCAUCUUCUUUACUCGCAACGGCAAGAAGCUCGAGGAGGUCGUGCACGGCCUCAAGUCGCAAAACUUCUUCCCUGCUGUCGGCGCCAACGGACCGGCCAUGGUCCAUGUCAACCUCGGCCAGUCUGGCUUCGUUUUCAUUGAGGCCAACGUCAAGAAAUGGGGUCUCGCCCCCGUCACCGGCAGCCUCGCCCCGCCACCCCCGUAUGGUUCCGAGCAGGGCAGCAUUCUUCUCGAGUCCGGCACCAAGGACGGUUAUGCUCCACCCCAGGGACGUCGCCACGGUAAUUCUUUCAGCGGUUCAGUUUACAAUGUCCGGGGGCCACAGCCACCCGCCCACGCGCAACACGGUCGAACACGCAGCGGCAACUUUCGGAUGCUUCCCACCAGUCCCGGCCCCGCGCGAAGCCCGACUGAUAUCUCCCUGGCGCAGCUUGUUCGCACUGAUGAGGGCGGCGAGACCAGCAGCUCUGCGCAACAGCACCGGCGGGAGGAAGAACAUCACAACGACAAUCCGCUUCACUUGCACCUCUUGGACGCCACAAACCCACCACCCGAUUACACGAGUCCCACCGGCUCCGAUGCAGAAGGAAGUAGUCGCCGACAAAGCACGGAUAGCGAUGAUACACCUCUGAUUCAAGUCAUGAACCGCAGCCGUGGCAACUCGGCUGCUGCACCCGGUACAUUCAUGAACGACCCCCCGGUGCCGAGCUAUAGUGAUGCGAUCGAGCAAGGAGCUGGCCAGCACCGACGCGGUAGCUCCGACUCUGAGCGUUCCGCAUCCGACUCAGCUGAUGAUGAAUCAGAGUCCAGCUCCGACGACUCCACCAAUACAGUGACACCUCUGACCCAUAACCCUGCAUCAGAAGCGUGA